Astyanax mexicanus (Mexican tetra) is the source of this 2220-nucleotide messenger RNA. It is a transcript of the gene mxh, whose product is annotated as myxovirus (influenza virus) resistance H. NCBI's taxonomy places the organism in Eukaryota, Metazoa, Chordata, Actinopteri, Characiformes, Acestrorhamphidae. Gene Ontology annotation, molecular function: microtubule binding; GTPase activity; GTP binding. Gene Ontology annotation, biological process: defense response to virus. Bases 4 to 1965 code for a protein of 653 amino acids. The record is from RefSeq and is a predicted model, not a curated record. The transcript has 13 exons. Gene Ontology annotation, cellular component: nucleus; microtubule; membrane.
GACAUGGACUCCUCACCUCCACCUGAAGUAAUAGUAGAGUUUGAGUCUACAGUUGAAAAAGUGCAUGCAGUUCAUUCAGUUGAAGAUGGGAAUGGAAUAUUCCUCCAGCAAUGGCAAUCGAAGGUGCGCCCCUACAUCGAGAUGAUCGACUAUCUGCGGCGUAUCGGCAUUGAGAAAGACCUCGCCCUGCCGUCCAUCGCUGUGGUUGGAGACCAGAGCUCUGGAAAGAGUUCUGUUUUAGAGGCACUAUCUGGCGUAGCUUUACCCAGAGGCAGUGGUAUUGUCACUCGAUGUCCACUGGAACUGAAAUUACGGAAGAUGCAAGCAGGUGCAACCUGGACGGCUGUUAUCUCUUACAGAGACACACAAGAGACAUUCACUAACCCUGCACAGGUCGAGAGCUUUGUCAGAAAAGCUCAGAAUGUGCUCGCUGGAGAAGGAGUGGGAAUCUGUGAUGAACUCAUCAGUUUGGAGAUCACGUCUCCUGAUGUGUGUGAUCUCACACUGAUUGACCUCCCUGGUAUUACUAGAGUUCCUGUAAAAGGACAACCUGAAGAUAUUGGAGAUCAGAUUAGGCGGCUUAUUUUGAAAUUUAUUGAGAAGAAAGAAACCAUCAAUUUGGUUGUGGUGCCCUGCAAUGUUGACAUAGCAACAACUGAGGCCUUGCGGAUGGCACAGGGUGUGGAUCCUCACGGAACAAGAACGUUAGCCAUUCUAACAAAGCCGGAUUUGGUGGAUAAAGGGGCAGAAGCUGAUAUCUUACAGAUUAUGCAGGGUAAAGUUGUCCCGCUGAAAAAGGGUUACAUCAUCGUGAGAUGCAGGGGCCAGAGUGACAUCAAUGAAAACCUGUCCCUGGCUGAAGCCACGAGACUGGAGACGGAAUUCUUCCGUAACCACAGUCAUUUCAGCUAUCUUCUGGAGGAACAGAGAGUCACGACGCGGUGUCUUUCCAACCGGCUCACCAAAGACCUGGUGGAACAUAUCAGGGCAUCACUGCCAUCAUUGACGGAGCAGAUUCAGAUCCGUCUGUCUGCUGUGAGGGUAGAGCUGAGGAACUAUGGUCAUGGUCCUCCACUAGAGCAAGAGAAGUUGGGUCCUUAUCUGAGCAAGAAAAUCCUGGAGUUCAGUGAUCAGAUCAGCGAGCUCUGCAGGACUGGAGCAUCAGGACAGGCAAACCUCUACUCUCUCCUGCGGCCUGUGUUCAAGCAAUGGGAGGGCUUACUGAGAGACUCCAAAGCAAGCUUCAGAGCGGCAGUUCAGGAGAUGACUGAGAACUAUGAGGCACAUCGUGGGAAAGAGCUGAUAACAUUCAGUGAUUACUGUGUGUAUGAAUCACUGGUUCAGAAGCAUGUUAAUGAAAUCAAACUACCAGCUGUGGAGACUGUGAAGAUCAUCAGAGGAAUUGUACAAACUGAGUUCAGAACUGUCUGUGAGCUCUGCUUCCCAAAUUUCCCUCAUUUGAGGUACAUGAUUCUAAACCAGAUCGAAGAAAUUCAGUCAAAGCAAGAGUCCAAGGUGGAGAAGAGGCUUCUGGAAUACAUCAGCAUGGAGAAACUCGUGUACACGCAGGACCCCAUCUUCACUCAGAAACUGGUGGACUUCCGGUUUGUGGAGCAGAGGCAGGAGUAUGAGUCUGUUUGUUUAGAUACAGGAGAGAAUGCGACCUCUGUCAACAACUGCGCCGUGUUCGACACCAGAAAGCUAACACCUGAAAAACUGAUCAUCUACUACGAGAUCGUCUACCAGCGGCUGGCAGACUACGUGCCUAUGCUGGUUCUUCUGUUCAUGAUGAAAGAAGCUGCCAUUCUGCUGAGAGCUGAAACCAUGAACCUGCGGGAUGGAGCUGAUAUGGGAAAACUUCUCAAUGAAGAUUCGGAGGCGGGGCGAAAGAGGGCAGAGCUGUAUCAGCGCAUGGAGCGACUGCGGCAAGCACAGGAGAGGAUCAGCAUCACCAUUAACCUUUAAAAUGAUGCACUUAUUCUGUUUUUUUUACUUACUGUGAAGUAAAUCUUUUACAAUAUCCGCAAAUUAGUACGAUGGUUUGAUUCUUAAUACAACCCCAAAAACAGGAAAAGAUUGGGAUGAUAUUCCUUGCAAUUACUUAAAAUUGACUUUUUUCUGGCCAAUUUUAUUUUGAUUUUUUGUUUUUGUAAAAAAUUAUAUCUUUUUAUGGAACCACACUGAAGUUAUGGCACUUUAAUAUAAUGUACAGUUGUCAGU